CAAGGCAUACUGCAAAACAGAGUAGAAAGUAAAGGUGUAGAGUGAGCUUUAGAAGUGAUUGAAUGGCUGAGAAAAGCAAGAUUCUGAUCAUCGGAGGCACCGGUUACAUCGGUAAACAUAUAGUGGAAGCAAGCGCAAAGGCCGGGCAUCCUACUUUUGCUCUGGUGAGGGAAUCAACCGUCUCUGAUCCCGCCAAGGCUGAACUCAUCAACCAUUUUAAGGCUUUGGGUGUUAAUCUGGUCCAUGGGGAUCUGUAUGAUCAUGAAACCUUGGUGAAAGCCAUAAAGCAGGUAGAUGUGGUCAUAUCCACCGUGGGUCACUUGCAACUUGCCGAUCAGGUCAAGAUCAUCGCUGCCAUUAAGGAGGCUGGCAACGUUAAGAGGUUUUUCCCUUCUGAAUUCGGGAACGACGUGGAUCGUGUGCAUGCAGUGGAGCCAGCAAAAUCUGCUUUCGAAGUCAAAGCCCAAAUUCGGCGUGCCGUUGAAGCAGAAGGAAUCCCCCAUACGUUCGUUGCCAGCAACUACUUUGCCGGCUACUUUCUGCCAACGUUAGCUCAACCAGGAGUCUUCGCUCCACCUCCACCUAAAGACAAAGUGAUUAUCUUCGGCGAUGGAAAUCCUAAAGCAAUUUUCAACAAGGAAGAGGACAUUGGAACCUACACCAUCAGAGCCGUGGAUGACCCUAGGACGUUGAACAAGAUUCUCUACCUCAGGCCCGCUCAGAACAUUUACUCAUUCAACGAGCUUGUGGCCUUGUGGGAGAAGAAGAUUGGGAAGACCCUCGAAAAGGUUUAUGUGCCAGAGGAGAAGCUUCUCAAGGACAUUGAAGAGUCUCCUAUUCCAAUCAAUGUGAUAUUAUCAAUCAACCACUCUGUGUUCGUGAAGGGUGACCACACAAACUUUGAGAUCGAGCCCUCUUUUGGGGUUGAGGCUUCUGAGUUGUACCCUGAUGUCAAGUACACCACCGUGGAAGAAUUCCUUAGUCAGUUCGCUUGAGAAUUAAAACAAGAAAGAUGCACUUAGUUGUUGAUUUGGAGUUUUACCUUUGGCCUCUGCUACUUGUUGCUGCUAUUUUGCUUUGUAAAACUGUUGAUUAAUGUUUUACCAUGUAUUAUCCCCUGAUCUAAAAAGAGGGAAGAGAGUGCAAGAUUGGGUUUUAUGUCAAAUGCUUUGCAUACUUUUCAAUGACUACUUCAGUAGCUCAAAAAUAAUAAAUACUUACGACAUGCAUGCGCUAA
This is a messenger RNA of Vigna radiata var. radiata (mung bean), 1237 nucleotides long. Its product is annotated as isoflavone reductase-like protein. The transcript has 5 exons. Bases 63 to 995 code for a protein of 310 amino acids. NCBI's taxonomy places the organism in Eukaryota, Viridiplantae, Streptophyta, Magnoliopsida, Fabales, Fabaceae. Gene Ontology annotation, molecular function: oxidoreductase activity. The record is from RefSeq and is a predicted model, not a curated record.